Molecule: messenger RNA, 231 nt
Organism: Meloidogyne enterolobii
Lineage: Eukaryota; Metazoa; Nematoda; Chromadorea; Rhabditida; Meloidogynidae
Source: the annotation of a GenBank genome assembly
CUUGUUUUAAUUACUUCAAAAGAUGACCAACUUGUUGAAAUUGAACCGGAUCAAUUAUGGAAACAAAUAUUUGGAAUGAUUGAAAGUUUAAUAGCUGAAGCAGACAAAUUGGAUUUAAAUAUUUUGUCUAUUGGAUUAAGUUGUCAUCGAAAUUCUUUUGUGACUUUGAAUAGGUUUUUAUUUUUUAAAUUUUAUUUUUCUAUUACUAUUUUACAUAUUCGAAAUCUCUAG